Molecule: messenger RNA, 4110 nt
Organism: Hypoxylon fragiforme
Lineage: Eukaryota; Fungi; Ascomycota; Sordariomycetes; Xylariales; Hypoxylaceae
Product: ubiquitin-activating enzyme E1 1
Exons: 7
Coding region: 1-4110 (1369 amino acids)
Biological process (GO): protein sumoylation
Cellular component (GO): cytoplasm; SUMO activating enzyme complex
Molecular function (GO): glutathione transferase activity; SUMO activating enzyme activity
Source: RefSeq, a predicted model, not a curated record
AUGGCUUCGGGCAUUCCCGAGGUCGACCUGGUCACCCGAGUCCAGGUUGACAACUCUGUUGUCGGCCAAAGCGAGAUCGAUGAAUCCCUAUACAGCCGACAGCUCUAUGUUCUUGGCCACGAGGCUAUGAAGCGCAUGAGCGCAUCCAAUGUCCUUAUUGUCGGCUUGAAAGGUCUAGGUGUUGAAAUCUCCAAGAAUAUUGCUCUUGCUGGCGUAAAGAGCCUGACCUUAUACGAUCCUGCGCCUGUCGCCAUCGCCGAUCUUUCCUCUCAAUUUUUCCUACACGAAGAAGAUGUUGGCAAACCGCGUGAUGCUGUCACCGCCCCUCGCGUGGCCGAGUUGAAUGCAUACACUCCCGUUGGUGUUCAUGAAUCAGCGAGUCUUGCCGAUAACUUCUCCCAAUUCGACAAAUACCAAGUUGUGGUUCUAACCAACACUCCCCUCCAUCUACAACUUGCCAUCGGCGACUACUGCCACUCGAAGGGCAUAUAUCUCGUGGUUGCUGAUACCUUUGGCCUUUUUGGCUCCGUUUUCUGUGACUUCGGCGAAAAGUUCACAUGUCUCGACGCCACGGGCGAGAACCCAGUCAGCGGCAUUGUAGCCGGCAUUGACGAGGAAGGACUCGUCUCUGCACUGGAUGAGACGCGCCAUGGCCUUGAGGAUGGCGACUAUGUCACGUUUUCCGAAGUAAAGGGUAUGGAGGGCUUGAAUGGCAGUGCCCCAAAGAAAAUUACGGUUAAGGGCCCUUACACGUUCUCCAUUGGGGACGUCUCCGGGCUUGGCCAGUACGAAAGCGGGGGUCUGUAUCAGCAGGUCAAGAUGCCGAAGUUUCUUGACUUCAGGACGAUCUCCACGGCCAUCCGCGAUCCUGAAUUCGUGGUUUCCGAUUUCGCAAAGUUCGAUCGACCUCAUCAGCUCCAUGUUGGAUUUGAGGCGUUACACGCUUUCGUACAAUCACAGAAUCGUUUACCUCGGCCAAUGAACGAUGAAGAUGCUGCCGUGCUUGUAGCGUCAGUCAAAGCAUUUGUUGAGAAGGAGAAGCUAGAUCUUGAGAUCGACGAGAAGCUUAUCAAGGAACUGAGUUAUCAAGCUCAGGGCGACCUUAAUCCCAUGGCCGCAUUAUUUGGCGGCCUUGCCGCUCAGGAAGUUUUGAAGGCUGUCUCGGGCAAGUUUCACCCGAUAAAGCAAUGGUUUUACUUCGACUCGCUGGAGUCGCUCCCCUCUAGCGUUGCACGUAACGAGGAGCUUUGCCGACCGAUUGGAUCGCGAUAUGAUGGCCAAAUUGCUGUCUUCGGAAAGGAAUUCCAGGACAAGAUUGGAAACAUCAAGCAGUUCCUUGUUGGUGCCGGCGCUAUCGGCUGUGAAAUGUUGAAGAACUGGGCUAUGAUUGGCCUAGGCGUUGGACCCAAUGGUAAAAUCAUCGUUACCGAUAUGGACUCGAUCGAGAAAAGUAACUUGAACCGUCAGUUCUUGUUCCGACCUAAAGAUGUUGGUCAGAUGAAGAGUGAUUGCGCUGCCAAGGCCGUGCAAAGUAUGAACCCCGAGCUCGUCGGUCACAUCGAAUGCUUGAAAGACCGGGUCAGUCCCGAGACGGAGAACAUCUUCAACAAGCAGUUCUGGGAGUCCCUAGAUGGUGUUACCAAUGCACUUGACAAUGUAGAGGCCAGAACUUAUGUUGACAGACGAUGCGUCUUCUUCCGUAAACCUCUACUAGAAAGCGGUACUCUUGGAACCAAGGGCAACACCCAAGUUGUACUCCCUAUGAUGACAGAAUCCUACUCAUCCUCGCAAGAUCCGCCUGAGGUCUCAUUCCCCAUGUGUACUCUCCGAAGUUUCCCGAACAAGAUUGAGCACACCAUUGCGUGGGCCCGCGAGCUUUUCGAGACCUCCUUUGUGAAGUCUGCCGAGACUGUCAACCUCUACCUGUCCCAGACUAACUAUCUAGACACAACACUAAAGCAGGGUGGUAACGAGAAGCCAACACUUGAGACAAUCCGCGACUAUCUCGUGACCGACAAGCCUCUAAGCUUCGAGGACUGCAUUGUUUGGGCGCGGAUGCUGUUUGAGAAGCAGUAUAACAACGCUAUCCAGCAGUUACUAUACAACUUCCCCAAAGAUUCCACGUCAUCCAGCGGUACUCCCUUCUGGUCCGGCCCCAAGCGUGCUCCCGAUCCGUUGAAAUUCGACCCUAAGAACCCUACGCACUUCACCUUCAUCGUUGCAGCUGCCAAUCUCCAUGCGUUCAACUACAACAUUAACACUAAGGGUACAAAUAGAGAUUUGUAUUUGCAGGUCUUGGAUAACAUGAUAGUUCCGGAUUUUUCACCUAAUGCUAGUGUAAAAAUACAGGCGAGCGACAAUGACCCUGAUCCCAACGCCGACAAGGGUUCUGCUUUCGACGACGAAAACGAGUUGGAGAAGAUUAUUUCCAGCCUUCCGUCUCCCAAGUCUGUAGCUGGAUUCAAGUUAACGCCGGUGGAGUUCGAGAAAGACGAUGACACAAACCACCAUAUCGACUUUAUCACAGCUGCAAGCAAUCUGCGAGCUGACAACUACAAGAUCGAGCAAGCUGAUCGACACAAGACCAAAUUCAUCGCUGGCAAGAUCAUUCCGGCUAUCGCCACCACAACGGCGCUGGUCACGGGUCUUGUGGUCUUGGAGUUGUACAAGGUGCUCGACGAGAAGAAGGACAUGGAGCAGUACAAGAACGGAUUUGUCAACCUUGCGCUACCUUUCUUCGGCUUCAGCGAGCCGAUUGCCAGCCCAAAGAUAGAAUACAUGGGACCGGAAGGAAAGGUCACGUUGGACAAGAUCUGGGAUCGUUUUGAGCUGGAGGAUGUCACGUUGAGGCAGCUCCUGGAUCACUUUGCGAAGCGCGGCCUUACUAUCAGUAUGCUGAGCUCGGGAGUGAGUCUGCUGUACGCCGGCUUCUUCCCGCCUGCGAAGUUAAAGGACAGAUACGCGAUGAAGCUGAGCCAGUUGGUGGAAACUGUGUCCAAAAAGCCCAUCCCCAAACACCAGACAGAACUGAUAUUUGAGAUGGUGGCUGAGGACUUGGAAGACGAGGACGUGGAGGCUUCCGCUUCUAAGGGCAUUGAUUGGUCUAAGCGCAACGACGAGAACGGCGAGUUCAAACGGCCCAGCAGCUCGUUCCGCGAGUGGAUCUCCAAGGAGCCCGGCGCAAGGUUCCCGCCCGAGAAGGGCCGGUACCACCUGUACAUCAGUUACGCUUGUCCGUGGGCGACGCGGACCCUUAUCGCGAGGAAGCUUAAGGGGCUCGAGGACUUUAUCUCGUUCUCUUGUGUGCACUGGCACAUGGGGGGCAAGGGAUGGCGCUUCCCUACCCCAGAAGACACAGAUGCGGAGGGCGAAAACGUGAUCCCCGACCCGCUGCCGGGCCACGAGAAGUACACACACCUGCGGGACCUGUACUUCGCGGCGGACCCCGACUUCGACGGGCGCUUCACGGUGCCGGUGCUGUUCGACAAGCAGACCGAUACCAUCGUCAACAACGAGAGCAGCGAGAUCCUGCGCAUGCUCGGCUCCGUCUUCGACGACCAGCUGCCGCCCGCGCAGGCAAGCAUAGAUCUGUACCCGGAGCACUUGCGUGAGAAGAUCGAGGAGGCGCAUGAGUGGAUCUAUAGCGAUGUUAAUAAUGGCGUGUAUAAGAGCGGGUUCGCGAGUACCCAGAGCGCGUACGAGAAGAAUGUAAAGGUGCUUUUUGCGGCGAUGGAUAAGGUCGAGAGGCAGCUCGAGGAAUCUGGGGGCCCGUUUUUCUUUGGCGAGGCGAUGACGGAGGUUGAUGUUAGGUUAUUCCCAACCCUAAUCCGCUUCGACCCGGUCUACGUGCAGCACUUCAAGUGCAACCUGCGCGACAUCCGCUCGGGCUACCCGCGCAUCCACGACUACACCCGCAACCUGUACUGGCGCCACCCCGCCUUCCGCGAGACAAACAAUUUCCUGCACAUCAAGAACCACUACACCCGCAGCCACGGCAACAUCAACCCGUAUGCUAUCACACCGCUGGGGCCGGUGCCGGAUGUGCUGCCGCUGGAUGAGGAGGUCGCUGCUGUGGGGGCGGCGGUUGCGAAGGCGAAGGGGAGGUCGUGA